Paramecium pentaurelia is the source of this 603-nucleotide messenger RNA. NCBI's taxonomy places the organism in Eukaryota, Ciliophora, Oligohymenophorea, Peniculida, Parameciidae. The record is from the annotation of a GenBank genome assembly.
AUGAAUAGAUUUGAAGAAGCAUUGGAGUGUUAUGAUUCAGCUAUUCAGAAAAACCCAGAAAAUGCAGAUUAUAUUUUGGGCAAAGGUAUUAAUUAAUGUUGCAUAUUUUCUUAGCGGAAAUCUUAAAGAAAAUGAAUAGAUUUGUAGAAGCAUUGUAGAAUUAUGAUUCAGCUAUUCAGAAAAACCCAGAAAAUGCAGAUUAUUAUAAUAACAAAGGUAUAAAUUAAUGAUGCAAAUGUUCUUAGCGAUUACAUUAAUCUCAAUGUAUAGUUAUGAAGAAGCAUUGGAGUAUUAUGAUUCAGCUUUUCAGAAAAACCCAGAAAAAGCGGAGUAUUAUAAUUGCAAAGGUAUAAAAUAACGAUAUAUAUUUCCUUAGCGAUUGCCUUAGACAACAUGAAUAGAUUUGAAGAGGCAUUGAUAAAAAAUGAUUCAGCAAUUUAGAAAAACCUAUUAAAUUCAGAAUAUUUGAAUAGGAAAGGUAUAUUUAAUAAUUUAAGUCUUCUAGUUUCUUCUGAGAGAUCAUUUUGUUAAUAACAAUACCAAUUAGUAUUCUAAGAUUUCGAUUUUGGAUCUAUACAACAAACCAAGUAUUAUGUUAAUUGA